This is a messenger RNA of Boeremia exigua, 912 nucleotides long. RefSeq lists its product as uncharacterized. The transcript is spliced from 3 exons. The record is from RefSeq and is a predicted model, not a curated record. Lineage: Eukaryota; Fungi; Ascomycota; Dothideomycetes; Pleosporales; Didymellaceae. Bases 1 to 732 code for a protein of 243 amino acids.
AUGGCAUACGAACGAACAGGCCCGCACGCCUCGUCCCGCUCGGCCGUCCACCGCAAACUGCACAGCUGGACCUUCCUCCCCUUCCUGCAAUUCUUCGGCGGCGGCAUCUACGCCCCCGACCCCUCGACCUACGACCCCAUCGAGCUACUCCUCAACGCCUCGGGCGACGAGCAAGACACGCUCACCGCGCGGUGGCGCGACAACAAGCUGAGCGAGCUGAACUUCGUGGGCGUCGUGUCCGCGCUGCUGGCCGGCGUGCUCACGAGUACGGGCUCGUGGCCCUCGAUCCUGCCCUCGGGCGAGCUGUCGCCGUGGCCCAUCCGCACCACCUGGUACUGCGGCAUCGUGCUCUCACUGUUCUCGCUCCUGACCGCCGCCGACCAGACCGUGCGGCUGCACCGCCUGUCGUCGCACCGCGACGGGCUGGCGAACCUGCGCAACCUACUCUCCAAGACGAUGCGUCAGCGCGACUGUGAGGCUCAGGCGCGUGUGCAGCCCAGUCUGCUGCAGGUGGUGACCUGGCAGAUGCCGGUCAUGUUUCUGACGAGCGCGACGCUGUGCAUGAUUAUCGGGCUAUUUUUGCAUGUAUGGAGUGCUACGCCGCAUGUGGGGCGGAUGGGGUCGUGGGAUGAUGAUUCGAAGGUCGCGGUGACGUAUACGAUUGUUGCGCUGGUUGCGAUCAUACUGUUUUGCGUGGGGCAGGUAGCGUUGUAUUCACCCAUUCGGAAGUGACCGUGAGACGACGGGUGGGACUUGGUGGUGGGACUUGGUGGUGGGAUGGAGUGCUGGAGAUGUUGGAAGCUGUGCAUGUUGAUAUUGGCUUGGUGCCACUACCCUACGAUCCGAUCCGACUACGAUCCGUCAAUAUCUUGCUACGAAGCCAUCAAUACGCAAUGAGGAGGGGUGCAGGUG